CCGCUUCCUGCGAGACGGCCUAUUGGCGCGUUGAGGGGAGGGCUCUUCGGCUUCUUCCUCGGCAGCACCCUCGCUGCCGGCGGGGUGUAUUACUACGCGAUUCAGGAGUACAAGGCCUCGAACGAUCUGCUGACUGAGGACAUAUACGCUCUCCAAAAUGCGGUCGACCGGUUGAGCCAGUACGUGGAGACGCUUGAGCAGAAGAUGGAUGCGUUGGAGCGGAAGAAGAAAUGA
This is a messenger RNA of Parathielavia appendiculata, 234 nucleotides long. RefSeq lists its product as uncharacterized. The annotation marks the transcript as partial. The record is from RefSeq and is a predicted model, not a curated record. The transcript has 3 exons. Lineage: Eukaryota; Fungi; Ascomycota; Sordariomycetes; Sordariales; Chaetomiaceae.